Messenger RNA from Zasmidium cellare ATCC 36951, 873 nucleotides. RefSeq lists its product as uncharacterized. The transcript has a single exon. NCBI's taxonomy places the organism in Eukaryota, Fungi, Ascomycota, Dothideomycetes, Mycosphaerellales, Mycosphaerellaceae. Bases 1 to 873 code for a protein of 290 amino acids. The record is from RefSeq and is a predicted model, not a curated record.
AUGCCAGCCCUGGUCGAGGAAGGCACGCUCACCAAGAGCGGGUUGCUGUACGAGGGCAAUUUCCACGGAUGGCGUGUCAAGGUCAAUGCAAUACUCAAGAUGCACGACUUGGACCGCGUGGUAUCUGAUCCCUUGCACUAUGCCCGCAACGCAUCCAAGGAACACAAAGCCGUCGAAAUCAUAACCAACCAUGUCAGCCCGGCAUUGUUCAAGCGAGUGCCCGUGGAGAAGCGAAGAUGCCCACGCCUCCUCUGGAGGAGCCUCAAAACGCUGGCCAAGCCGUUUCGACUGCUUGACCUUCCCGAUGAGGUUCGAAAUCGGACCUGCGGCUUUGCUGUUGAGGAUCAUACACAGUACGGCCAACAACCACCACCAUUUGCAAGGUGCAGUCGUAAGCUGCGCGACGAGGUUAGACCGCUCUGGGUGUCAUACAACUACUUCCAUCUGUCUUUCGACGAAGAUGCGCUGCUCGACUACGAAACUUUCGAGACACACGCCAGAACUUGGUUUCGGGAGUUCGGAGCUCAGAACGUCAAGUUUCUUCGUCAUCUGAAGGUUUCUUUCGAAGGGACUGCGCCCAAUGGCUCGCCCUUUUCAGGCAGCCUGAACUUCACGUACUCGAGUCGCUCGGGCUUCAAGGUGUCGACCGCUCAGUCACCUUUUGUUGGCGGCGGAAACAAAUGGACGGAUCGUUUCAGAUGGGACGUGUUUGUUGCGGAUAUUCGUGAACCAAUGCGAGGUGUGGAGGCUGAUCGCAAGAUGCUUGGACUUCAAGGCGAGAGUAUUCUGCUGUCUCUCACAUCAAGAUCGAUUGUUUGGGUCGAAGAAUGGCGGGCCUUGCUGAGGGCUUAUGAGUUGGACGGGCUUUACUAA